AUGGAUGACAGAUGCUACCCAGUAAUCUUUCCAGAUGAGCGGAAUUUCCGCCCCUUCACUUCUGACUCUCUGGCUGCAAUUGAGAAGCGGAUUGCCAUCCAAAAAGAGAAAAAGAAGUCUAAAGACCAGACAGGAGAAGUACCCCAGCCUCAGCCUCAGCUUGACCUAAAGGCCUCCAGGAAGUUGCCCAAGCUCUAUGGCGACAUUCCUCGUGAGCUCAUAGGAAAGCCUCUGGAAGACUUGGACCCAUUCUACCGAAAUCAUAAGACAUUCAUGGUGUUAAACAAAAAGAGGACAAUCUACCGCUUCAGUGCCAAGCGUGCCUUGUUCAUUUUUGGGCCUUUCAAUUCAAUCAGAAGUUUAGCCAUUAGAGUCUCAGUCCAUUCAUUAUUCAGCAUGUUCAUUAUUGGCACCGUUAUCAUCAACUGUGUGUUCAUGGCUACAGGGCCUGCUAAAAACAGCAACAGCAACAAUACUGACAUUGCAGAGUGUGUCUUCACUGGGAUUUAUAUUUUUGAAGCUUUGAUCAAAAUAUUGGCAAGAGGUUUCAUUCUGGAUGAGUUUUCUUUCCUUCGAGAUCCAUGGAACUGGCUGGACUCCAUUGUCAUUGGAAUAACGAUUGUGUCAUAUAUUCCAGGAAUCACCAUCAAAGUGUUGUCCCUGCGUACCUUCCGUGUGUUCAGAGCUUUGAAAGCAAUUUCAGUAGUUUCACGUCUGAAGGUCAUCGUGGGGGCCUUGCUGCGCUCUGUGAAGAAGCUGGUCAACGUGAUUAUCCUCACCUUCUUUUGCCUCAGCAUCUUUGCCCUGGUAGGUCAGCAGCUCUUCAUGGGAAGUCUGAACCUGAAAUGCAUCUUGAAGGACUGUAAAAAUAUCAGUAACAUGGAAGCUUAUGACCAUUGCUUUGAAAAGAAAGAAAAUUCGACUGAAUUCAAAAUGUGUGGCACCUGGAUGGGUAACAGCACCUGUUCCAUACAAUAUGAAUGUAACCAUACCAAAAUUAAUCCUGACUAUAAUUAUACGAAUUUUGACAACUUUGGCUGGUCUUUUCUUGCCAUGUUCCGGCUGAUGACCCAAGAUUCCUGGGAGAAGCUUUAUCAACAGACCCUGCGUACUACUGGGCUCUACUCAGUCUUCUUCUUCAUUGUGGUCAUUUUCCUGGGCUCCUUCUACCUGAUUAACUUAACUCUGGCUGUUGUUACCAUGGCGUAUGAGGAGCAGAACAAGAAUGUAGCUGCAGAGAUAGAGGCCAAGGAAAAGAUGUUUCAGGAAGCCCAGCAGCUGUUGAAGGAGGAAAAGGAGGCUCUGGUUGCCAUGGGAAUUGACAGAAGUUCACUUACUUCCCUUGAAACAUCAUAUUUUACCCCAAAAAAGAGAAAGCUCUUUGGUAAUAAGAAAAGGAAGUCCUUCUUUUUGAGAGAGUCUGGGAAAGACCAGCCUCCAGGGUCAGAUUCUGAUGAAGAUUCCCAAAAAAAGCCACAGCUCCUAGAACAAACCAAACGACUGUCCCAGAAUCUAUCACUGGACCACUUUGAUGAGCAUGGAGAUCCUCUCCAAAGGCAGAGAGCACUGAGUGCUGUCAGCAUCCUCACCAUCACCAUGAAGGAACAAGAAAAAUCACAAGAGCCUUGUCUCCCUUGUGGAGAAAACCUGGCAUCCAAGUACCUCGUGUGGAACUGCUGCCCCCAGUGGCUGUGCAUUAAGAAGGUCCUGAGAACGGUAAUGACUGACCCAUUUACUGAGCUGGCCAUCACCAUCUGCAUCAUCAUCAACACUGUCUUCUUGGCCAUGGAGCAUCACAAGAUGGAGGACAGUUUCGAGAAGAUGUUGAAUACAGGGAAUUUGGUUUUCACUGGCAUUUUUAUAGCAGAAAUGUGCCUAAAAAUCAUUGCGCUCGAUCCCUACCACUACUUUCGCCGAGGCUGGAACAUUUUUGACAGCAUUGUUGCUCUUCUGAGUUUUGCAGAUGUAAUAAGCAGUAAAUUUCAAAAGGGAAGCUGGCCAUUCUUGCGUUCCUUCAGAGUGCUCAGGGUCUUCAAGUUAGCCAAAUCCUGGCCAACUUUGAACACACUAAUUAAGAUAAUCGGCAACUCUGUCGGAGCCCUUGGAAGCCUGACUGUGGUCCUGGUCAUUGUGAUCUUUAUUUUCUCAGUAGUUGGCAUGCAGCUUUUUGGCCAUAGCUUCAAUUCCCGAAAGAGUAAAAAACUCUGUGACCCGACAGUCUCAUGUUUACGGCACUGGCACAUGGAGGAUUUCUGGCACUCCUUCCUAGUGGUAUUCCGCAUCCUCUGCGGGGAAUGGAUCGAAAAUAUGUGGGAAUGUAUGCAAGAAGCGAAUGGAUCAUCAUCAUCAUCAUUGUGUGUUAUUGUCUUCAUAUUGAUCACGGUGAUAGGAAAACUUGUGGUGCUCAACCUCUUCAUUGCCUUACUGCUCAAUUCCUUUAGCAAUGAGGAAAGAAAUGGAAACUUAGAAGGAGAGGCCAGGAAAACUAAAGUCCAGUUAGCACUGGAUCGAUUCCGCCGGGCUUUUUGUUUUGUGAGGCACACUCUUGAGCAUUUCUGUCACAAGUGGUGCAGGAAGCAAAACUUACCACAGCAAAAAGAGGUGACAGGAGGCUGUCCUGCACAAAGCAAAGACAUCAUUCCCCUGGUCAUGGAGAUGAAAAGGAGCUCAGAGACCCAGGAGGAGCUUGGUAUACUAACCUCAGUACCAAAGACCCUGGGCGUCAGGCAUGAUUGGACUUGGUUGGCACCACUUGCGGAGGAGGAAGAUGAUGUUGAAUUUUCUGGUGAAGAUAAUGCACAGCGCAUCACACAACCUGAGGCUGAACAACAGGCCUAUGAGCUCCAUCAGGAGAACAAGAAGCCCACCAGCCAGAGAGUUCCAAGUGUGGAAAUUGACAUGUUCUCUGAAGAUGAGCCUCAUCUGACCAUACAGGAUCCCCGAAAGAAGUCUGAUGUUACCAGUAUACUAUCAGAAUGUAGCACCAUUGAUCUUCAGGAUGGCUUUGGAUGGUUACCUGAGAUGGUUCCCAAAAAGGAACCAGAGAGAUGUUUGCCCAAAGGCUUUGGUUGCUGCUUUCCAUGCUGUAGCUUGGACAAGAGAAAGCCUCCCUGGGUCAUUUGGUGGAACCUGCGGAAAACCUGCUACCAAAUAGUGAAACACAGCUGGUUUGAGAGCUUUAUUAUCUUUGUGAUUCUGCUGAGCAGUGGGGCACUGAUAUUUGAAGAUGUUCACCUCGAGAAACAACCCAAAAUCCAAGAAUUAAUAAAUUGUACUGACAUGAUUUUUACAUAUAUCUUUAUCGGGGAGAUGGUACUAAAAUGGGUAGCCUUCGGAUUUGGAAAGUAUUUCACCAGUGCCUGGUGCUGCCUUGAUUUCAUCAUUGUGAUUAUCUCUGUGACCACCCUCAUUAACUCAAAGGAAUUGAAGUCCUUCCGGACUCUACGAGCACUGAGGCCUCUUCGCGCGCUGUCCCAGUUUGAAGGAAUGAAGGUGGUGGUCAAUGCUCUCAUAGGUGCCAUACCUGCCAUUCUGAAUGUUUUGCUUGUCUGCCUCAUUUUCUGGCUCAUAUUUUGUAUUCUGGGAGUACACUUCUUUUCUGGAAAAUUUGGGAAAUGCGUUAAUGGAACAGACUCAGUUAUAAAUUCUACCAUCAUUACAAAUAAAAGUCAAUGUGAAAGUGGCAAUUUCUCUUGGAUCAACCAGAAAGUCAACUUUGACAAUGUGGGAAAUGCUUACCUCGCUCUGCUGCAAGUGGCAACAUUUAAGGGCUGGAUGGAUAUUAUAUAUGCAGCUGUUGAUUCCAGAGAGAAAGAACAACAGCCAGAGUUUGAGAGCAAUUCACUCGGUUACAUUUACUUCGUAGUCUUUAUCAUCUUCGGCUCAUUCUUCACUCUGAAUCUCUUCAUUGGUGUUAUUAUUGACAACUUCAACCAACAGCAGAAAAAGAUAAGUGGCCAAGACAUUUUUAUGACAGAAGAACAGAAGAAAUACUAUAAUGCAAUGAAAAAAUUAGGAUCCAAAAAACCUCAAAAACCCAUUCCACGGCCUCUGAACAAAUGUCAAGGUCUCGUGUUCGAUGUAGUCACAAGCCAGAUCUUUGACAUCGUCAUCAUAAGUCUCAUUAUCCUAAACAUGAUUAGCAUGAUGGCUGAAUCAAAUAACCAACCCGAAGCCAUGAAAUCCAUCCUUGACCAUCUCAACUUGGUCUUUGUGGUCAUCUUUACAUUAGAAUGUCUCAUCAAAAUCUUUGCUUUGAGGCAAUACUACUUCACCAAUGGCUGGAAUUUAUUUGACUGUGUGGUCGUGCUUCUUUCCAUUGUUAGUACAAUGAUUUCUACCUUGGAAAAUCAGGAGUACAUUCCUUUCCCUCCGACGCUCUUCAGAAUUGUCCGCUUGGCUCGGAUUGGCCGAAUCCUGAGGCUUGUCCGGGCUGCACGAGGAAUCAGGACUCUCCUCUUUGCUCUGAUGAUGUCACUUCCUUCUCUGUUCAACAUUGGUCUUCUACUCUUUCUGAUUAUGUUUAUCUAUGCCAUUUUGGGUAUGAACUGGUUUUCCAAAGUGAAUCCAGAGUCUGGAAUUGAUGAUAUAUUCAACUUCAAGACUUUUGCCAGCAGCAUGCUCUGUCUCUUCCAGAUAAGCACAUCAGCAGGUUGGGAUUCCCUGCUCAGCCCCAUGCUGCGAUCAAAAGAAUCAUGUAACUCUUCCUCAGAAAACUGCCACCUCCCUGGAAUAGCCACAUCCUACUUUGUCAGUUACAUUAUCAUCUCCUUUCUCAUUGUUGUCAACAUGUACAUUGCUGUGAUUUUAGAGAACUUCAACACAGCCACUGAAGAAAGUGAGGACCCUUUGUGUGAAGAUGACUUUGACAUAUUUUAUGAAGUGUGGGAAAAGUUUGACCCAGAAGCAACACAAUUUAUCAAAUAUGCUGCCCUUUCUGACUUUGCUGAUGCCUUGCCUGAGCCUUUGCGUGUCGCAAAGCCAAAUAAAUAUCAAUUUCUAGUAAUGGACUUGCCCAUGGUGAGUGGAGAUCGCCUCCACUGCAUGGAUAUUCUUUUCGCCUUCACCGCUAGGGUACUCGGUGGCUCUGAUGGCCUGGAUAGCAUGAAAGCAAUGAUGGAAGAGAAAUUCAUGGAAGCCAAUCCUCUCAAGAAGUUGUAUGAACCCAUAGUCACCACCACCAAGAGAAAGGAAGAGGAAAGAGGUGCUGCUAUUAUUCAAAAGGCCUUUCGAAAGUACAUGAUGAAGGUGACCAGGGGUGACCAAGGUGACCAAAAUGACUUGGAAAACAGGCCUCAUUCACCACUCCAGACUCUUUGCAAUGGAGACUUGUCUAGCUUUGGGGUGGCCAAGGGCAAGGUCCACUGUGACUGA
This is a messenger RNA of Symphalangus syndactylus (siamang), 5373 nucleotides long. It is a transcript of the gene SCN11A, whose product is annotated as sodium voltage-gated channel alpha subunit 11. Lineage: Eukaryota; Metazoa; Chordata; Mammalia; Primates; Hylobatidae. Gene Ontology annotation, molecular function: voltage-gated sodium channel activity. Gene Ontology annotation, cellular component: plasma membrane; voltage-gated sodium channel complex. Gene Ontology annotation, biological process: neuronal action potential; membrane depolarization during action potential; sodium ion transmembrane transport. The record is from RefSeq and is a predicted model, not a curated record.